This is a messenger RNA of Wyeomyia smithii (pitcher-plant mosquito), 7085 nucleotides long. RefSeq names its product G-protein coupled receptor 52 (gene DopEcR). The transcript is spliced from 4 exons. The coding region runs from base 955 to 1959 and encodes 334 amino acids. The record is from RefSeq and is a predicted model, not a curated record. NCBI's taxonomy places the organism in Eukaryota, Metazoa, Arthropoda, Insecta, Diptera, Culicidae. Gene Ontology annotation, molecular function: G protein-coupled receptor activity; peptide binding. Gene Ontology annotation, biological process: G protein-coupled receptor signaling pathway. Gene Ontology annotation, cellular component: membrane.
AAAAUUUUCCCACGUUAGUCCUUCGUGAGCAUCCACCGUGAGUAAAAGGUGAAGAAAAGUCGACCCCCGGAAGGUACGAAUUCGCGUUUAUCUGAUCAAUUGUGUAAAGGAGGUCCCUUUUCAAUUUCUGCUGGCAACUUUUAAAGCAAGGAAAAUAAAUCUAACAUCGUUGUUUAGUGGCGCUUAUUGUCGUUACCUCUGUUCAUGCGAGUUUAUGUGUGAAUGUGCUAAAGACAAAAAGUGAGAAUUUUCCCCAAAAAAGACAAUGAGGAAUGCACGUAAGAAUGAGACACAAAAGGGCGGAUAGAUUUUUUUGCUUCCUCAGCACGACAGUAAAUAACAUGGUGGCUGAACAGUAGCUGUGGCAGUAAAAAGUUACAUUGGCGGCAGGGAAACAGCGGUCUGAUACCGAAGGGAAAGGAACAUUUUGGUCGAUUUUGAAGCCACCCAGGCAAUCAGACAGUGGACGUACAGUGGUGGUAAACGCAAGUAACUGCGGUGACCAACAGGAAAGGAUAUCAGUGAGAGAGUUUUUCCACCGAUUGGUAGGAAAUUAGCGAAAUUGAGGUGGAAAAAUCGACUUACAGCAAGUGAAAAUGAUGUAAAAUUUCGGAAAACAGUCACGCCAAAGUUAGGUUGUUUAAGUGUUGGUGAAAAGCAGAAAGGGCCCAAGGAUACAGCUCACGCGAGUGUGGAAGGAUUUGCACAGCCAGUUAGUUUUCGCACGAAUUAACGAUCCUGCGUCAAAUGUUCGGUCGCCACUAGAUGUGUAGAACUACCAGUUGCGUGAAGCUUCCGCAAACAGAUUCUAUCAACGCACACACUAGAAACUGUACACCGUCGCCGGUCAAUAUUCGCUGCUCCGGUGCCAAAACGUCAUGACCGGAUGCGAGGUAAACUGUAAGGUGGACCCCGGCCAGCCCCAGUAGUUAGUGAUGCCCCCGGCCGUCUACGAUGCUUAUCUCGCCCGUCUCUGUUUCAGGAGUUACGAUGCACGGGCUGAGUCACCUGCAUUCCGGCUCAACCCUGGAGGCGCUCACGCAGGCAACUAUCAUACUCAUCUUAGCGGUCGCCAUCAUCGUAGCGAACCUCAUCGUAGUUGCCACAUACCUUAAUUUUAAGGGUCCGCAUGAGGUCAUAAACUACUACCUGCUAUCACUGGCCGUUGCCGAUUUGCUAUGUGGUCUGCUGAUAGUGCCUCUGUACGUGUAUCCGACCUACUAUGGCGACUGGGUGUACGGGAAUGUGGUGUGUAUGAUGCUUGGGUACCUGGAGGUCACCCUCUGGUCCAUCUCGGUAUACACCUUCAUGUGGAUAUCAGUCGAUCGGUAUUUAGCAGUCAGGAAACCGUUGCGCUAUGAAACGAUACAGACCAAAACCAGAUGCCAAUGCUGGAUGGCCUUCACGUGGAUCUCGGCAGCGAUGCUGUGCUGUCCACCAUUGCUCGGCUUCAACAAAGCCUUCUACAAUCCAGAGACCCACAUCUGCAUGCUCGAGUGGGGCAACAUGGCUGCCUAUAGUGCAACGCUGGCAAUCCUGGUCCUGGGGCCGAGUGUAAUCUCGAUCGUCUACAACUAUGGCUAUAUCUUCACGAUGAUGCGUAAAGUGCGAUCGGGAGCACCGAUCCAUGAUAAGGAGUACGCCACGGCACUGGCCGAGAAUCUGGCCAACCCGAGCCACUGUAUGUCAUUCGCAUUGGUGUUCUCCUUCUGGGUCUCGUGGGGACCGUACAUCGGGCUGCGGAUCUAUGAGCUGGUGAUGGAGGAACGGUACGACAACUCGCUGAUCCAGUUCGGUGCCGUCUGGCUGGGGAUUCUCAACUCGUUCUGGAAAAUCAUCAUCAUGACCAGCAUGUCGCAGCAGUUCCGCUUGCUGGUGCGGUUACUCUUCCUCACCAUCUGCUGCAAAACCAAAGGCCGGCUGCAAGCCGAACUGAUCGGGCUUGACCCGGACGAUUAAGCAAACCACGACGACAUGCAAACCAAAACUCCACCGCCGCCGCUCAGACAGUGUUUAGUACUUCAUCUUCCGAGAAGAGAAACGGUUUUAGCUGAACAUGGUAUCAAACGAUUCAAUUUCACUAUAUCCUACAGUAACUGUAAUAGAAACUAGGUACGUUUGGAAGUAAUAUAGUAAUGCAGAAGAGAAACUCAAUUAACGUGUUGUAAUUUUUAAACAUAUACUCAACUUACUGUUAGGAAGCAGUAACUUACUAAGCUACAAGCUACAGACAUGUAAAGUCUAAUAGGGCGGAUUUUGAACGCCAACAGCAAAUCUCAGAACAAUCAAUCUCUUGGAACAUCAAGAAACGUUAUUUCUCGAUAAAUCUAUCUCUAAGCCACGCAUUUCGACAGGGGAUAGGAUGGACGAGCUUAAAGCGGUAAGAGAAAAUAGUACAGAUAUUACUCAUUGGGAAAGGAAACUGCAUGAAAAAGCAUCUUUUAUCCAUAUACAUGUCAAAGUAUAAAUUGUAGACACAAAAACUGAUGUACUCACUCAUGUAAGUAAAACUUUCCUUGCUGAAUUUCAAGCAGUUUUCCGAUCCGCUUGGCAACACUGUAGAUUAUAAUUUACAAUGCGUGAUCAAGCAUUCAAAUCAGUUUUCAUUAGGAAGCUACAAAUAAAAUACUGUAAAGUAAAAACGAAAAAUCCAAUAACAUCAAAAACAAACUUCAGGGCUUUGAUUAAAGAUGAUUGCACAUGCAUGCACAUAACAACGGAGAAAAUAAGCUGAAAGCAUUAAAAAACACUAGUGAGCAACCACGAAAAUGACUUUUCUAUGCAAUUCUAAAGAGUGAGAUCAAAUCGAAACAAAUAAGAUAAAACUGAACAAACCGAUUAAUCUUUCCGCAAGCUGCAAUAAAAGGUAAUAAGAGAAAAGCUAUUGAUACAAUAACAAUACGAUCAGAAGCUCGCUUCUCUUGAACCGGAAAGGCAACGCGAAAUUAGAGCAAGGUAAAAUUCCUGCAAACGAAACAUUGACAGGCGAUUCUGAACUGUCGAUCACAGUAUGACAUAUUGAUUCGGUUUGCUUCAGAAGCAUAUCGGAGAGGUAACCUUCUCAAAGUCAUGUAAAUAUUUCACUGAAACAGUUAAGUGUGUGAAAUCCUUAACCGAGAUUUGUUCAGCAGCAGUAGCAAACAUUUCGUUCGCAGCGAAUAAAAAUGACAAAACAAUACAACAAUUUUCUUAGUACUGUAAAAAUGAAUUGAGUAAAAAACGUUGAUUUGAACUUAUUAAAUAAUGCACAAGGUUAAGACGGACAUUCACAGUAGCAAAACGAUACCACUAAUCUUAGCACAAUCAAGACUAUUUUUGUAAUGAUAAAGAUAAGUGAGCAGAGUAAAUAUGACCGCUAAUUUUCGAAGUUAGGAAAGUAAUACGUUGAUUUAAUCACCUUACAAAGAUUGUUUGAAAUAUGUUUAACCUAAACUAUCAAAUGGGUCAGAAUUCGUGAAACGGAUCACUAAAAAUCGCGAUGUUUAAUUUUUUCAAAUAAAUAUUAAAAACUUCAAGAGUUUCACUCGGGAAGUUGAUUUUCCAAUUUUUACUGAAUUUGAGUAAGUUUUCAAGUUGUUAUUGUCAUUUGAAAUUUAGAUAAUUUUUUUUUUAAGUAAACAUAUCUUUAAGAAUAUUGCAUCGAUUUUAAUGAAAUUUUCACAGCAGAUGUACCCUUAGUUGUAGUUUCUGAAAAUAUUUUUUCUGAACGAAAAAAUAUUUUUUCAAUAGUAACUAUUUAAAACAAUAUGUAGAAAAACUAUGUUCUGGGGCACUGAAAAAUCUGAAAAAAAUCACAAGUAUUUUUGACGAUAUUUCGAAAUUGUCCUAAAAAUUUCGAGUUGGUGAUAUUUUUUGUUCAAAAGAUAUGGGGUUUCAAAGUUGGUGGCGCAACCCAUUUUCAAACGAGAAGCUAGCAAGCGGUAUUACUAUUGACAAUCCCAGUCCAGUUAUGUGUAAAAACUCUGUAAGGCUUGCAAACUAAGUUUGAUAGAAAUGAUUUUUAGCCGCAGAACGAUCAGAAUAUGCUUAGUCUGUUACCCGAUUUAAUGACGAAGACAUUAAACUUUAUGCCCCAAACAACUCACAAGUCUACCUACACACUUUACUAACAAACAAUAUAAAAUUUAGUUAGGGGACAACCGUACAGAACGCACCAGUGGGUUAAGAUUGCUCACGCUUUUACUUUUAGUCAUUAUGAAGCGCUUUUUGAUAUGAGAACUGAAGAAAGCUGGGUUUAUGGGCGUUUCUCGCUUGAAAAUGCGUUGCGGCACCAACUUUGAAACCCCAUAUCUUUUGAACAAAAAAUAUCACCAACUCGAAAUUUUCAGGACAGUUUCGGAAUUUCGUCAAAAAUACUUGUGAUUUUUUUCAGAUUUUUCAAUGCCCCAGAACAUAGUUUUUCAACAUAUUGUUUUAAAUAGUUACUAUUGAAAAAAUAUUUUUUUGUCCAAAAAAAAUAUUUUCAGAAACUACAACUUAGGAUGCAUCUGCUGUGAAAAUUUCAUUAAAAUCGAUGCAAUAUUCUUAAAGAUAUGUUUAUUUAAAACAAAUAUUGACCCAAAUUUCAAAUGACAAUAACAACUUGCAAACUUACUGAAAUUCAGUAAAAAUUGGAAAAUGAAUUUCCCGAGCGAAACUCUUGAAGUUUUUAAUAUUUAUUUGAAAAAAUUAGACAUCGCGAUUUUUAGUGAUCCGUUUCAUGAAUUCUGACCCAAAUAGUAUAAUUUUCUCAAAAACCUAAAACAUUAGCAUUAAAUUGCAGGGUGAUCAGUCUUAAACUCCCAUCUUUUAAUACUUUUUUUCUAUUGGAUUUUAAUUUAUUAUCACCUAAAUUUUCGAAAUGGUGAAAAGUAACGCAUCAUUGAACAAAUCUGACAUUUUGGAUUGGUCAAAAUUCCACUGUUAUAAAUUCAAAACAAGUAAAACGAUAAAAUUUAUUGAUGUCAUCAUUGCCGAAUAAUUUGUCUAACUUUCUUCGAAAUCUGCACUGCUUUGUAAGAAAUAUCAAAUCAAUACACGAAAUGAAACAAAAAAAAGAAUAUCAACAGUUGGUGUCACUCGACAAUCUUCUUACUUGUUUAUUAUAUCAAUAAUCUUUUGAUUCAUAUGAUAAUGUAAACAACGAAUUCGAAGGGUUCAUUUAAUAAUGAUUCAAUGCCAUAAUAAUAAUCGAGUUAAAACGCCAAAAUUACAACCAUUCCGUUACAAUGUUUUUAGUUUAAUCUUAAAGAACGUAACCGAGAACCGUGAUAUUCCACCUUCAUCCACUCCAGUUAUCAAACCCUUAUCUAAUGAUACUAAUGUUUACUGUCAUAUUUUGGCACAUACGUUUCCACAUGGCCUACAUAGAAAAUCAUGCUAAAACACAUAAUUUACCGCUAAAACGAACUUCUUACCCACAAGAAAUGGCUCUUUAUUGUCACACAUGUUACAGCAUACACAAAAAUACAGCAACAACACCCCCCGGGAGUGCUUCUUCAGUUAGGACCCAUAUUCAGCUGAACGCUAAUGUGGGCAAUCAAUUUCUUGCGCCAGUGAAUAUGGGCCCUACUCUGAAAGAAACCUUCCGUCACCCACUCCGAAACUCCAGUUUAGACAUUGAGGCAUUGUAGUCUCGUUCCGAUUCAAAACUAUGAUAGUAAAUUGUAAUGUGUACUCCGAACCCCAAGCGUAAUAAUAUGAGGAAAGUUUAAAAAAAAAACAAUGUGUAUGUAAAAAAAAACUCGUUCUCAGAGAAAAUGUCACUUAAACAAAGUAAACAACUCAAAAGUAAAUUUUUAUUGAGAAAGUAAGCAUCUAUUUAGCAAACAAAAUAUUGUAGAUACAGAUCUAAAGGUGAAUUCUUCGAUGUAUUCAGAUAAUAACUUAAAAAUUAAUCAGAAAGAAAUUGAAAAAUAUUUAAACUUUUAUUCAGGUCAAAUUUGAACCACAAUACACUGAACAAUACUAUGCUUGUAGUGGACGCCAAAGAACCGCAGCCAACCUAAUUGGAGUAAUAUAGAAAGAAGCAUUUGGCUUAUCGUAAAUUUGGUACAUUUUACCACCAUAUUAAAAUCAUUGAUCACUCUAUUCAAAAACCAGUUGUUUGCACUUGAUGACAAAACAGAGCUUUUAAGUAGCAUAAUCAACGAGUGAAUGAUUGAAACUAAACCAAAUGACUCACCAAGCAGAAGAACAUUUAACGAUAAUACCAAAGCAGAGCAAGUUGUGACUAAUUCAAUCACUGUUCUAAGGUUUUGAGCCAUGAAACCAUGUAUUUUUGAGCGAGUAAAUAGAUGACAUACUUUUCAGUUCCAACAACAGCGUAGAAUAUUCAGAGUAAACAAAGAAACCUUUUGUAUUCGUAGUAGGCUGUGCAGACUAGGUUGUGUGGCUGUUUAAAAAUAAUAAAUAAUAAUUGAUAAAUCAGCAGAUCCAUUAUAAUUAUUACUAGUAGUCAAUGCGAACGCAAUGAUCUCUGACAGAGAGUCGAAUCGUAUAAGAGGAAAGCUAAAUGGAUAAACAAACACAUGUCAUCGCGUACCGCGAUUGACAGUUGUUUUAGUUAAUUUGUUGAAUAAUACAUGUUAAAACUUAAGUUUCACCCCACGUAAAUAGCAAACACACUGAUUAUAUUGCGCAAAUCAGGUUAGCGUUAUGGUCAUUACGAAUUAUUUAGAAAACAGAUUGAUAAUGUAACAACAACAUAAGCAAACACAAAUAGAGUAAAAGCAAAGCAGGUAUGGUAUGUUAUGUUUAUUAUAGAAAAAUAAAAAGGUAAGGGCGAGCAGAAAACAAAGCAACAAACUUAGGCAAAUUAGGAGUUGGUAGAGUGCUAACAUAAAAAAGACAAAAACAAGCAAGUCGUUCGCAAUUUGUAGAAGCUUCCGAAUUUUCAAUUAAAGCAAAUAUUUGCAGGAUAGGAGCAGCGUGACACUGAAUGUAAUCGCACGGAGUGUGGGGUCUGAACACCACACAAUGGCAGACAAAGGAAAACAAAUGUAAACAAAGAUACUUUACGGACCGAUAAGCAAGUAAAAUGUAACAAAAAAAAACACUGAAGCCCAGUUUUAUUUAUGAUAUAAUAAAUUGAAAAUACAUUAUUA